AUGAAGUUUACUAAUGUUUUCAAAUCAAAUCCUAUACAAACGUUCGAAUUGGCUAUUACACCUAGUAAUGAUGUUGCAUUUGGUCCAGGAUCGAUUAUUAAUGGUAGUGUGAAACUAAUCCUUGGGAAACCAAUUAAAGCAAAAUCAAUACGAGUUUUAUUUAAAUGUGAAGAAUGGGAAUUAAAUAAAAAUCAGCAAAAUAUAUUGUUUUCAAUUGAAUCCACUAUUUGGGAACAGGAAGAAGAAGAAAAUGUAUUUUUAGACAUGGGAAGUCAUAUGUAUCUAUUUGCUAUUCAGUUACCUUCCAGUGUGAAUUAUCCACCUACAAUAAAGGACACCCAUCUUGGUCAUCGUAUUGAAUAUUCUCUACAAGGAUAUUUGGAUACUAGUUCAUCUUUAUCAACAAAAUUGACUCCAGUCAUCCCUUUAACUUAUUUGCCUUUGGUUACUGUUUCAGAUGACUAUUUAUAUAAAAAUGAAAAGACGAUUAAAAUGGACAAUGUUGAGAUGACGGCAAGCUUAGUGAACCCAUCAUCCUGUCCUGGUGAUUUGUGUUCCAUAAAGUUAAAUACACACAAUCAAACUUCUUGUAGUAUAAAUCAAAUACAGCUCUUAUUAGUCUCGACUACAACCUCAUUUCAUUCAAAAACAAGGGAAAAAGAUUAUCCUGAUUUACCUACCUCAGGACCUUCUUACAGACAUAAGCAACGUCAACUUUUAUGUGAAUCAUUUUAUGUUACAAUACCGAAACAGAGUAGAAACAAUGUAACCAUUUGUCCAAUUCAAAUACCUUCCUAUUGCGUACCUACCACUCAAAGCAGUCAAUUUGGGGAAUAUAUGGAUAUUUCUUAUGAAAUCUUUAUUCUAGUCCCUGCUCUCAUAGGAAAUCAUCAUCAUUCUCUUUCUCAACUUUUAUUAAAUCCACUCGUCAUUCGAUUGCCCUUAUUUAUUUCUACCAUACCUCAUACAACAACACUGACUAGAGUACAUAUACCAUUUGCUGAUCAUCAUCAAUCCACCCAUACUAAAUUACCCAACUUCAUCAUCUCUGAAGGUUCUCCUAAUUUAUUAUCUUCUUCUGUAGGUAGUGAUUGUAACUGGGGUCCUGGUAGUCCUAUUGAUGUUGUAGACGAUGAAUUUAUUUUGUCUCAACCACAAGAAGAUGCUUCAGGUCAUUUAACCGUACCUACUCUUUAUCAUCGACGUUUAUCUUCAUAA
Cokeromyces recurvatus is the source of this 1218-nucleotide messenger RNA. RefSeq lists its product as uncharacterized. The record is from RefSeq and is a predicted model, not a curated record. The coding region runs from base 1 to 1218 and encodes 405 amino acids. NCBI's taxonomy places the organism in Eukaryota, Fungi, Mucoromycota, Mucoromycetes, Mucorales, Mucoraceae. The transcript has 4 exons. Gene Ontology annotation, cellular component: cytoplasm. Gene Ontology annotation, biological process: protein transport.